AUGGCCGGCGCAGCGUCUCCUUCUUCCAAGACGGUGAUGAUAACUGGAGUGAGCCGAGGGCUGGGGAAGGUGCUGGCCCUGGAGAUGGCAAGGAGAGGCCACACCGUCGUCGGCUGCGCGCGUUCCCAAGAGAAGGUCCAAUCCCUCCAGGCGGAGGUCGCCGCCGUCACUCCGGCGGGAGCUGCCGCUCCCAGGCACUUCUUCUCCACCGUCGAUGUGGUGCGUAAGGGUUUUGUUUCGUCUUGUUCUCGGCGUCCAACUCGCGUGAUUUCUUCCGUUCGGAUUACUGAUUGUCGCCCUACGUUCCGCGGGGGUGCGGUUGGGCUUCCGCCGUAGAGCUCGGACGCUCGCGUGCGGGAUCUGGCGAGGCUUCUCGUGGAAACGAACCUGGUGCCGGACAUUGUAGGUAUGCGGUUCUCAUCCCCUUCUCAUCACUGGAACUGUUUGGCUAGAAAACCUAAUUUGGCCGUUGGUUGUCUGGACCUAUUAAGACAUGAUGGGUCUACAGCAUAUUCCCCAGAUAGGGUGGCUCAACUUCCAAGAUUUUAGAAGAAUCCACAUUCUUAGCAAAGCGGAUCACUUUCCUCACAUACGUCGUUAUUUUUGUAAAAUUUGCUCUCUCCUCCCCCUCGGUGACAUCUCAUAUUCUAAGCGUAUUUAACUCCUUUGUUCUCCUUUCAUGCACUGCAAGCAUUAUUUGUAUCAUUUGCUUACUGCUAGAGUUUAAUUUUGGCAGUAAAGAUUCCACGGUUAUGCAAUGAUAACUUAUGAACAUCGGCUGCUCAUGUCUUUCCCAUGAGCAGUAGACGAAUACAUUCUGGAACAUUUGCCUCAAAUUUCCCAUGUCUUUUGAAUGGGGAACUGUGCAUUAACCUGAGAUAAAGUGAGAGGUUCAUUUGGUUGAAGAAAGUGGAUCGAAUUUUUUUGUACUCGAUGCUGACAAGAUAGAAGUUAGGUUACCAUAACCAAGGGCCUUGUAUUCUGAACAAGGAACACGGCUGGAUCAAUUUUUUCUUCAUUGACUGAAGAGGAACUGAAAGAUAUUUCUGGGAAAGAGAAAGUGGUAAUAAGUCACUCAUACUUGUUGUGCAUUGAAGCCCUAACCCCUGAAAUGCGUAUGUCGAGGACAUUCUCAUGUAUGACAUUAUAUGAAUGCAUCGAUUUUUUUAUGAACAAGGAACUUUCUGUGAGAGCUUAGGUUAUACACCCUUGUUUAAAAAUAUCAGCUUAAAAUUUUAUAUUGGUGACUUUUUUACGGCUUCUUCAGUUUCAUUUUCAUAUCAAGGGCAUCGAAUCUUUCAUCUGUCUUUGAACAUCGUAAGUUUACUGCUUAGAGGUAUUAUGGCUUGUAUCAUUGUUCUUUAUGACGAGGUGUUCAUCGUAAGAAAAAAAAUAACGAAGUACAAUAUUUUUCGGGCAAAUUUCUGAAUCCAUUGGCAGGUAGUACGACUCAACAGAUGAUUUGAAGGUUGCCAGCAGUCUACGUGAUGCCUUGUGUUGUAAUGGAACAAUAAUAAUGGUGAAAUUGAAAAUAAUGAAGGUUCAUAGACACACCAACUGGAGUCCGAGUGAUUGUAAGAAAUGAGUCCCUUUGUGGUUGAGUGACAUGGUUGGCGUUUUUUAAAUGUUUUAGGAGCUGAAGUCUGCCUUAGGAACCCGUUCAAGGUUAUUGUAUACGAAGUAUUUCCUGUGAUAAGGGGUAGUAAAGACUUUGGGAUUACGCUAGUAUAUUCCCUAUGGAAUGCUAUCCUUUACCCAGAUGAAGAUAUUAUUUGCAAACUCUGAUUUUGGCUGGUGAUGAUAAUAGUGUUCAGUUCGUCGGAGAGGAGUUCCUUGUACUAUUUACCUAGGGGCCACUGGUCCAAGGAUCCCCUGCUCUGGCUGAGGACCAUUGAAGGGGUAAUGGAUGCUUUUCAGAAGUUGGUUUUUGACAAUUUCAGAAUCAGGCUUAGCCUACUUUUCUUUCUUUGGAGGAGAACAAGAUAUAUAUUGCACGGAAUGCAAUAUCUAUCUCAGAUAUAAAAUUUUCAUAGUUUGAUUCUUUGGUUGCUUAUAGAUGUUAUUUGUGAAGAUGCCCUCAUUUUUACCGCUCCUAGUUAUUUUUUUCCUCUUUAUUUUUUAAUCUUUAUUGGAAAUCAUAUCAGAUACGAUAUCCCACAUGGUAGUUCUGAGAAGAACCUUUUCCAGUUAACAAUGCAGGCACCAUAAACAAAAACAGAAAGAUAUGGGAGGUCCCCCCCGAAGAGUUUGAUUCCGUAAUUGACAUCAAUAUAAAGGGGACAGCUAAUGUACUCCGUCAUUUUCUGCCAUUGAUGAUAGAAAAGAAGCAAGGGAUCAUCGUCAAUAUGUCCUCUGGCUGGGGAAGAUCUGCGGCUGCAGAGGUAAAACAUUUAUCUACGAUUGUUGACCCACACGUAGGACAGAGAUUGCAUUGACCCAGGGAUCAGGUUUGAAAGUUGACUUUGCAUUCUAUGAUGUGAUAUCUUAUUAAACCCUUGACUACUCACUGUUCAAAUGCCUGUAUUAUUAUAUGAUUUUAUUUUUAUAAUAAUGAAUUGGUACUGGGCACUUUUGAUUUUUCGUUCAUAGAUCUUUAGAAUUAGCAUAUAUGUAUAUAAUUCCGAGAUGAAAGUUUGCUGAAAAAUUACAGGUAGCCCCCUACUGUGCUUCAAAAUGGGCAAUUGAGGGUUUGAGUCGGUCGGUGGCAAAAGAACUUCCCAUUGGAAUAGCAGUCGUUGCAGUCAACCCCGGGGUGGUGAACACAGACAUGCUCGCUUCGUGCUUUGGAAGCUCUGCAGGCCUCUAUCAAACCCCAGAGUCAUGGUAUCUCCAUCCUUUAUCCGCAGCUAAUUGAGGUUAUAAUUCUUUGAAUGCGGCAAAUAGGAAGCCCACAUGAACUAUGAGCUGAAUCUUCCGCAUGAAUGGAAAAGAUCUCUUGAUUCGAUCCUGCUGCUAUUAUUUUCCAUUUUUAUGAAUAUCCUUGCGUGCAAACCCAUUAUUGAUCCUUCAGAUGAAGAUGGCAUGUGAUAUUUUAUUCAGGGAAUAUCAUGUUUUUAGGACUAAACCCAAAUGGAAUCCGUUCAAGUUCUUGAGGUCUUAUGUUUUUAGAAUCUGAACAAAAAUCAUAUCUUGGUUGAAUAGGGCUCCGAAGGCGGCUACCAUGAUACUGAGCUUGACAGCAGACGAUAAUGGUGCAUCUCUGACUAUAUGA
Messenger RNA from Spirodela intermedia, 3211 nucleotides. Lineage: Eukaryota; Viridiplantae; Streptophyta; Magnoliopsida; Alismatales; Araceae. The record is from the annotation of a GenBank genome assembly.